Juglans microcarpa x Juglans regia is the source of this 1248-nucleotide messenger RNA. RefSeq lists its product as uncharacterized. The record is from RefSeq and is a predicted model, not a curated record. Bases 210 to 935 code for a protein of 241 amino acids. The transcript is spliced from 5 exons. Lineage: Eukaryota; Viridiplantae; Streptophyta; Magnoliopsida; Fagales; Juglandaceae.
AAACACGCACAUACACUCCUUUUCUCACUCUCUCUCUCUCUCUCUGCGCGUGUCUCACACAGACUAGGCUCUGAAUUUCUUGACCGUACGUCCACGCGAGGACCUUGUUCCCCUAAGCACUGCUCCAACACCGUAAAGCCACAGACACACCCACAGAGAGAGAGAGAGAGAGAGAGAUUCCACAAACUCGAAAGCCUGUUGUAGUUGUCAUGGGGAAGAGGAAGCGUAUUCCAAAUCCGAGCGACACCCAACCUCCCAUUUCGUCCUCUCCUUCUUCAGGUACCAUGCCUUGCUCCUCUGGGAUGGAAUUAAUGUCAGAAGAGAAACCUUUGCAUUCAGUUGACUCUAGUGAACUAAAGACUCUCGCUUCUGUCUUGGAUAUUACGGAUGGUUCAAUGAAAUUACUAAAUGCCAAUCCUACUACUGUGAAUCAUCAUCAGAGUCUUGGACGUUCAAUGUUUUUAAAACGGUCCCGCCAUUACUAUGCUCAUCAGUACUCGAGGCGCAAUGCAGCUAAUCAUGCCAAUGCAUCAACUUCUCGUGGUAAAGCUGCUUCUUUGCGUGAUGAGAGACUAUCCUUCAAGUUGGCCACUCAAUGUACCCCACAUACUGGAUAUCCUCCAGAAAACAUGGGGAAGGAAAUUUUCAGGCCAGAUAGACUUAGGUCUAGCUCCUUGGUAAUGGAUGCAGCAUCAUCAGAUGCAGUGAAGAUGGUAUGUGGGUUUUGUCAGAAGCCAUUGAGACGGAGACCUUAUUUCCUUGGAAGUAGACUGUCUUCUGGUGAACUCUCUGUGGUGGCAGUUUUAGUUUGUGGUCAUGUUUAUCAUGCAGAAUGCUUGGAGCAGAGAACAUGCCUCGACGAUAAACGUGACCCACCCUGUCCUCUGUGUCUGGGAUCGCUCUCUCAGGACUGUGACUCGGGUGGACAUGAGUAAUUGGAGAAUAUAUUAUACUUUACACUAAUUUACUGGUCAUCUAGAAGUUGCAGGACUGGUCGGUAGAUGGAAAUACAGCCAGUUUUUGUAUGAACAGCAGGGUGUAAGAAAGGGCGAGGAAUUUGGCCUUACAUUUUAUUACCUAUAACAACUUACAAGUGUUGAAGUUUUAUGUAUUUCACUUGGUUUUAUUGCAAGUUUUUCCAUAGGCAGAUCAGAGUGACCGGCUUAUGUUUAUCUGAAGAGAGAGAUUGCUUGUUCACGUUUUUAUUUUAUUUUGGCACCAUAAAUAAUGUAAUCUUCUGUUAUUAUA